AGAGUGCCAUCCUGUGAAGACUAGCAAGUUUCUAUGCAACCCCAGUCAGCAUACGCUUCCUGCAAGGAGGGAAAGAGAGAUGGUCCCUGUGGUAGAAAGGGAAACCAUGCUAAUCUUUUCUCUACCCGGUCAUGGGCGAAGUCAUCACGCGGUGACUGAUCUGUCACCAUCGCAACUGCACACAUAAUCAAGGAAAGGACGAACAAAAUUCCAAACCAGUCUACUUCCCUGUUGACAUAUUCAUUCCUGUUCAGUCAAACAGAAAUUUUUGAGGACUGUUAAAAUCGAAAUUGAGGAGGCAUUGGCAAUUGCCAAAUUGCAAUGGAGGUUCUGCUCUCUGCAGUUGCUAGCGACCUCGUCGGCCGGCUGGUCUCCUUCCUCAUCAGCAAGUUCGCGGAGCCAGGCUCCACCGACGACGUCGUCAGGCUGCAGCGAUCGCUGCUGCGAGCCCGAGCCGUCGUCGAGGAGGCCGAGGCGCGGCAGGUCACCAGCCGGGCGAUGCUGCUGCAGCUCAACCACCUGCGGGGAGAGAUGUGCCGGGGCUCCUACGUCCUCGACGCCUUCCGGCGGCGAGCCGCCUUGCCCGGUAGAUCAUACGCCACGGCGAGGCGGCCGCUCGCCUUGCCUUCGGGCAGAGAUGCCGCAGGUGGGCUGUCCGUCGCGGUGGAAAGCAUGGAAGCUGCGCUGGGCGACAUGAAGGAGUUCGUCGUGCUCCUCGGCGGCUGCCCCCGCGUCGGCCGGCAGCCGUACAGCGCCUACCUGUUCAUGGAGAGCUGCAUGUUUGGCCGGCAGAUGGAGAAGGAGCAGAUCGUAAGCUUCCUGCUGCAGCCUGCUCGAGAUCUGGAUGUCCUCGCCAUCAUCGGCCCUCACGAGGUCGGCAAGCGGACGCUGGUCGAGCAUGCGUGCCUCGAGGAGAGGGUGCGAGACCACUUCGCCAAGAUCCAUCGCCUCUGCGGUGACGAUCUCGACGUGCAGGGCCAGGAGCCUCUUCGAGGUUUGGUCGACACGGAUCAAAGGUCCCUGAUCGUGAUCGACUUCGCCGGCGGCGACACGGACGAGGAGCGUUGGACGGGGUUCCGCUCGUCCCUUCGCCGCCGCGCGCACGGGGAGAGCAAGAUCAUAGUCAUCGGCAGGGCGGAGACGCUCUCGGGCCUGGGCACCGUGCCGCCGCUCAGGCUGCGCGCGCCGCGCCGGGAGGAGCUCUGGUACCUGUUCAAAGCGUUGGCGUUCGGAGGCGCCGACCCGGAGGAGCGCCCGGAGCUCGUGCGCGUCGCCACGGCGCUGUUCGCGGGCAUCCCGGACCUCACGCCGUUCGUCGCGGUGAGCAAGACCGCCGCGUCGCUCCGCGCCGACCUGAGCGCUCGGUCCUGGCGCCGCGUGCUGAGGGUGUCCGUCGGGGUGACGGCGCUGCAGCUCGGCGCCGCCUUCCCCGGGGGUCGUGGCCGUCCGGAGGAGAAGACGGCGUACUACCACCCCGGCGUGCCGGUGAAGGGUGGCCGUAGCGCGCCGUGCUUGUUCUACGACAGGCGCAAGUCGACGGGCAUGCCGCGGAGCGAGCUUCCGAGGGCGACGAUGCUGGACGUAGCCGGCGGCGCCGUCCCGGCCGGGGGGAAGCGGUUCGACGUGCUGGUGUGGCAGUCCCGCAUCCCUCCUUACGCAAGCUACGUGGCGACGUGCGACAUGGAGAGAGCCGCGCAGGUGGAGAUCGCCAAGCGACGGCUUGCGAGCAAGAGGAGGAGAGGCCAACUGGUUCGUGGCCCGCUCCGGCGAAGACAAGGUGGUGGGACGCUAGGAGAGAGAGGCGGCGAUGAAGGUGGAGCGGUCGCGGGACGCGGGGAGUGAAGGACAACGGAGGGACACUGAGGGGCUGCUCGGAGUCGCAGGUGCGAUUGUGAGCGGCAUCGUAGAAGGCCUAUUGCGAUUUUGCGGCCCACGAGCAGCUUGCCCUGCCAUCGGAUCCGCCACCACGCUAAUCUGUCGGGUUUUCCA
This is a messenger RNA of Panicum virgatum (switchgrass), 1989 nucleotides long. RefSeq names its product disease resistance protein RGA2-like. Lineage: Eukaryota; Viridiplantae; Streptophyta; Magnoliopsida; Poales; Poaceae. The transcript has a single exon. The record is from RefSeq and is a predicted model, not a curated record. Bases 322 to 1842 code for a protein of 506 amino acids.